GUGUUCGUGUGUGUAUCGUAUUAAUAAAGGCUGUCCCCCGCCGCAGGCUUCGGGAGCGCUCCUCGCUACGACGCGCUUGGAAGUCGACACUCCCGGAGCCCCCGCUGGACGUGGAGCGGCACCAGAGACGAUGGCGGACGAGGCGAAGAGGAAGAAGAAGGACAAAAAUAAGGACGAUAGGGUGACAUUGAAGAAGGAAAUCGGACUUUUGAGCGCGUGCGCCAUCAUCAUCGGCAAUAUUAUUGGCUCGGGCAUCUUCGUGUCCCCCAAAGGCGUCUUGGAGCAUGCCGGCUCCGUGGGACUGUCGCUUAUCGUGUGGGUGUGUGGAGGCGGGAUCUGCGUGUUGGGUUCCAUGUGCUACGCCGAACUGGGCGUUACCAUCCCCAAGUCGGGAGGAGACUAUUCCUACGUGACGGAGAUCUUUGGCGGGCUCAUCGGCUUUCUGUUGCUCUGGAGCGCCGUGCUGAUCAUGUAUCCAACCACGCUGGCCGUCAUCGCCCUCACCUUUGCCAACUACGUGCUGCAGCCCGCCUUCCAGAACUGCCUGCCACCGUACGCCGCCACCAGGCUGCUGGCCACUACCUGCGUCUUGUUAUUGACCUGGGUGAACUGCACUAGUGUGCGCUGGGCCACCCGGAUCCAGGAUGUGUUCACGGUGGCCAAACUGCUGGCUCUAGGCCUCAUCAUCAUUGUGGGACUGGUUCAAAUCGGCCGAGGCUACUACGACGCUCUGGUGCCCAGUGUGGCCUUCGAGUUCAGUCAGAAACCGACUGUCGGUGAGAUCGCACUGGCUUUUCUGCAAGCGUCCUUCGCUUACAGUGGCUGGAACUUCCUCAACUAUGUCACCGAGGAGGUGGUCGAGCCACGCAAGAACCUGCCCCGGGCUAUCUACAUCUCCAUCCCCUUGGUGACGCUGGUGUACACCAUGACCAACAUCGCCUAUUUCACUUCCAUGAGCCCAGAGGAGCUGCUGGCGUCCAAUGCCGUGGCGGUGACGUUUGGUGAAAAGCUGCUGGGCAUGUUCUCUUGGGUGAUGCCCAUUUCCGUGGCCUUGUCCACUUUUGGGGGUAUCAACGGCUAUCUCUUUACCUCCUCCAGGUUAUGUUUCUCAGGGGCCAGGGAGGGUCACCUACCUUACUUGCUGGCCAUGAUCCACCUUAAGAACUGCACCCCCAUUCCAGCCCUGAUGGUCUGCUGCUUCGCCACCAUCGUCAUCCUGUGCAUCGGUGAGACGCACAAUCUGAUCAAUUACGUGUCCUUCAUCAAUUAUCUGUCGUACGGCGUCACCAUCGCUGCCCUGCUCUACCUCCGCAAGAAGAGUCCAAACCUGGUGCGACCAAUCAAGGUGAACCUGCUGAUCCCCAUCGCUUACAUGCUGUUCUGGGUGGUGUUGCUGUGCUUCAGCCUGUACUCUGAGCCGGUGGUGUGUGGCCUGGGCAUGGUCAUCAUGCUCACCGGCGUGCCCGUCUACUUUGUGGGCGUCUGGUGGAAGAACAAACCCAAGUGGAUUUACAAAUUCACAGAGAAACUGACUUACAUGGGCCAGAAGGUGUGUUACGUGAUGUUCCCUCAGGAGGACCCCGAAGCCGAAGCUCUCACGUCGUCCAAAAACACAGACUGAGCCUUUGUCGCCACCUAAUGGGAGAAUUCACAAAUACACUCUUGUUGAAAUGUGACUUUAAGCACACGCGCGCACCCACACACACACAAAAUCUAAGUGUAUGGUGCCACCCACAGGUUAAAACGUGCACCUGCGGACCUCAAUCUUGUAUCACAUCUAGCACUUCCUGUUUUUCUGACGCACAAGAGCGCCCCCCAAUGGAUGGGAUGCUGACCGUAAUUUUUCUAUGCAAUUUGGCCGUUUGUGUCGAAACUAAAACAGCUUUUAACUCAUCGAAAACAGAUUCAAGACAACGUUAAGACUUUAUGAAACUUUUUUAAAAAAAACAUUAUAAUGCAAAGACUUUUGGGGGAUUUUUAUUUAGUCACCCUUUGACAUGCAAAUGUGUUAGGGAGGAUUUAGUUCAUGUAUCAUUCAUCCAUCCAUUUUCUAAUCCGUUUAUCCUCAAAGGUCGUGGGUGUGCUGGAGCCCAUCACGGCUGUCUUUGGGCAGUAGACGGGAUAUACCCUGAACUGGCUGCCAACCAAUCACAGGGCACACGUAGAUGAACAACCAUUCCCGCUCACACUCACACCUAAGGACAAUUUUAGCCUGUCAUGCAUGUGAAUGGCAUGUGGUAGGAAACCGGCGUACCCGGAGAAAACCCACGCAGGCACAAGGAGAACAUGCACACUUCACAAAGGAAGGCCAGAGGGUAAUCGAAACACUGCACCUCUGCACUGUGAAGACGACAAGCUAACCAGUUGACCACCGUGCUGCCACGUCACAAUCAGUUUCCUGUAAAAAGACUUUCAUGAGGUUCAGUCUGACAUGGCGUGAUAGCGCCACCAGCUGCUACUCUCGGGGGAAACCAUUUUAAAUGUUUUUUAAAGAUGUUUUUCAAAUUCACCCCUGGUUAACUCUGCUAUCUUUUAUGCUACAUAAAUGCGAAUGUGCCUUUUUGAUGAGCAUUUGUUUGGUGUGUGUAUUGUCAUAUUUGUAUAAAUGCCAGGGAAACAAUGAUAAACAUUUCUUAAAUGUUGUUGCUGAUUGGUUGAUCUGCAAACAACAAAUUGGUGCAUCUAUCUAUAUAUUUAUAUUUUGAAUUCGUAUUAAUUGUGAUUAUACUGCCACUACAUUGUACAUGUUGCUUCAUUGUUUGUAUUAUAAUAAUAAUAGGAUUGAUAAUAUCAUCUCAUCAUCAUCAAAGAUACAUUACGGUAGCGAUAUAAACCGCCAACCUUUUGUCAGACCAAGACCAGACCAAGUGUCCGUCCCCCCCAACAAGUUUUUAAUUGGGAAAAAAAAACAUUUUGGUGGAUGCAGCUGAUGAAUUUACAACCUGUACCAUUGAUGGCUUGUUUGUGUUUUCUUCUGUAAAUGUUUAUAAAAAUAUAAACAAUAGCAAUGCAAAGCUCAUUAAAUAUCGCAACUUUCCAGGAGCCCA
Messenger RNA from Hippocampus zosterae (dwarf seahorse), 3047 nucleotides. It is a transcript of the gene slc7a10a, whose product is annotated as solute carrier family 7 member 10a. Bases 131 to 1621 code for a protein of 496 amino acids. The transcript is spliced from 11 exons. Lineage: Eukaryota; Metazoa; Chordata; Actinopteri; Syngnathiformes; Syngnathidae. Gene Ontology annotation, molecular function: L-amino acid transmembrane transporter activity; neutral L-amino acid transmembrane transporter activity. Gene Ontology annotation, cellular component: membrane. Gene Ontology annotation, biological process: D-serine transmembrane transport; amino acid transmembrane transport; D-alanine transmembrane transport. The record is from RefSeq and is a predicted model, not a curated record.